This is a messenger RNA of Closterium sp. Naga37s-1, 558 nucleotides long. The record is from the annotation of a GenBank genome assembly. NCBI's taxonomy places the organism in Eukaryota, Viridiplantae, Streptophyta, Zygnematophyceae, Desmidiales, Closteriaceae.
AUGGCCGUCCCAUCGCAGCGCACGCUGCGCGUCGUCUGCAUCUUACUCCUCGUCGCCCUCCCCUGCCUCGUCGAGGCAGCACGGAAAAAAAAGAAGGGGGACACGCCACCCUUGCCGUCCGUUCGCUUCUACAAAUCAACAGUCAAAGUCUCUUACGCCGGAGUAGCGAAAAUUCCCUCCACGGCCACGCAAGGCGCGGCUGUUCAGAGCCGACAAGUGCUGGAGAAUCCAAGAAGUCAAAUCGGCGGCCGCCGUCUAUUGGAGGACGACAGCAUUGAUCUUGGGACUCCCGGUACCGAUCCGUCGGCUACCGACCCUGCUGUGGAGGAUGGGGAGCCGAACCUGGACUUUGAUCCUCGGCCGCUGCUCCCGCCCGCGGAGCUUACCGGAGCCACCGCGGACCUCGAGGCGGCCAAGAAGAAGAAGCCCAAGGCGUUUCUAUCGCUGACGGUCGCUCCCUUCUCGCCGUCCGUCCUCAAGCGGCGUCACGGCCAAGCAGACCGCCUCCACCGGCACCGCCGCAUACGCAAGCGACUCGAGCGUGCCCGACCCGUCCGU